Messenger RNA from Dictyostelium discoideum AX4, 1353 nucleotides. RefSeq lists its product as hypothetical. The coding region runs from base 1 to 1353 and encodes 450 amino acids. The transcript is spliced from 3 exons. The record is from RefSeq and is a predicted model, not a curated record. NCBI's taxonomy places the organism in Eukaryota, Evosea, Eumycetozoa, Dictyosteliales, Dictyosteliaceae.
AUGACAGAUCCAACAUGUGAUAUCUAUACAUCUAAAGUUAAAUCAUUAAAAAAAACAUCACCAGCAUCUUUAAAUUCAAAUAGAGCUAUUGCAUUAUCAAGAACUAAAUCAAUAAUUGCAAGUGAUAAUAAAGUUAUUAAAAUCAAAAUUGAAUUACCAAAAAUUGAAAAUAAAAUAUUUUCAAAAAUUAAAGGUAUUCCAUCACCAUUUAAAAUUGAAACAAGUAAUGAAACUAUAUAUGACACAAAAUUAAAAUACGAAAUCCAAUCACUUUCAUCAUCAAAAUCAUAUGAUAAAAUAUCAGCAAUUGAUUCAAGUGGAUCAGUUUGGAUUUCAAAUUAUAAUAAUAAUAAUAAUAAUAAUAAUAAUAAUGAUGAUGAUGAUGAAAUUGUACAUUCAUAUUCAAUUAAUUAUGAUAAUAAUAAAUUUACAGAGUUAGGAUGGGCAGGAUCAUCAUUUAAUACUAAAGAUUCAACAAUAAUUGCAAAAACUCAAUUUUAUCAAAAAAAUAUUCAAAUUUAUAAAGGUGAUCAAUUAUCACAAACCAUUCAAUUAAUUCAAAAUCCAACUCAAAUUAAUUAUUUUGAUCAUGAAAAAUCUCAAACUUCACUUUUAGCUAUAACUGAAUUUAAUCAAUUAAAAAUUUUUGAUCCAAGACAAUCUUCAAAUAAUUGUUGUAUUCAAAAGUUUACUCCAGGAACAUCAUGGUUAUAUUCAAUGGCGAUUUCAUCAAAUUCAGAAUAUAUAGCAGUUGGUGGAUCAUCAAGAACUGUUAGUGUUUAUGAUACAAAGAGAUGGAAUAAUUCAGGUAAUUGGAAGAAUUGUUUAAAGUACGAGAUUACAAAUAUUGAAUUUUCAAAUACAAGACCUUCGAUUUGUUAUGUUGGUGGAUUGGAUUCAGAAGUUUUAGCAGGUGAAUGGAAUGGUUCAAGUGGUGUCGAUCAUUUCACUGGUCUUAGAGUUGAUUCCAAAUGGUUAGGUUUAUCAAAAUUAAGAGAUCAAGAAUAUAUAUUUGGUUAUACUGGUUCUUCUUCAAUCUAUUAUAUCGAUAAUUGUGAUAAAUUAUUCCAAGGUACUUUAUCUGAAAAAUCAUUACACAAUACUUCAAAACAAGAAAAAAAACAACAACAUCAAUUAAAUAAUCAAUUAAAACAACAACAACAAAAAGAUAAACAAGAACAACAACAACAACAACAACAACCAAAUGAACAAGUUAUGCAAGAAAGUGAUAAUAGUAAUAGUAAUAAUAAUAAUAAUAAUAAUGAAACAACAAUUGGUAAAGCAAGAUCAAUUGAAGGUUCACCAACAGGUGAUGAAAAACAUCAAUCAAAAAAAUUAAAAAAGGAAGAAUAA